Messenger RNA from Capra hircus (goat), 333 nucleotides. Its product is annotated as spermatid nuclear transition protein 3-like. The transcript is spliced from 2 exons. The coding region runs from base 1 to 333 and encodes 110 amino acids. The record is from RefSeq and is a predicted model, not a curated record. NCBI's taxonomy places the organism in Eukaryota, Metazoa, Chordata, Mammalia, Artiodactyla, Bovidae.
AUGACUAAGGUAACCAGGAAGCCACGGCAGUCAAGAAGAGUUGCAAUGCGGUUUGCUUCAAAGAUGAAUGGAAAAAAGAAGACCCUUUGUCAACGGAGGUACAGAGGCAGUGUGAAGGCACGAAAUAUGACCAUGAGGGUGAGAAGACCUCUACAAGGAACCAUGAGAAAGAAGAUCCGAUCAUAUGCCACUCAAUCGAAGAAGGUGAAGAAAACAAGAAAACCAAACUGUUUUUUCUGUUCCUGUGGACGUAAGAAACUGAAUCAAAGCCGAAAAAGGUACCAAAAUAUGAGGCAGAGUCAAAGAAGGAGGCAAAAUCAAAAGAGAAGAUAA